CAGCACUGAAAGUGCGAAAAGUUGAACAUUUCUUUGUCGGAAUUUUCUUGGCUUGUCGCAUUUUUGUGGCGUUCAUUCUUUGAAAAAGUGAAAAUUAAAAAUUAAAACAACAUACUUUAAAAUAUAAAUAUGCCUGCAGUUGUACGCAUAAAACGUAGAGUCGAUGAAGAGCCUUUAAGUGCGUUCAUAAUAAAUAGCAAGAAGCGACGCCGUUUAGAUAAUGUUAGUGAGGAAGAUGCACAAGGAGAGGAGGCUGGAGCUGCUGGCGUAGAUAUUGGAUCAGUUAGCGAUAGCGUUAUAAAUGACAAAGAUGGCGAAACUUCAACGGUGCUGAAAUUUGCGGGCACACUACAGGAACAGGAUGAUGGGGCGACUACACAAUUAGCGCGACUUACAAAAGAGGCUGCCAAAGAACUGGUGCAGCAGAAGUCUUUACGAACACCACGCAAUCACACCGAACGUGCAAGGCAGGAAAUGAGACAAGCCUUGCACGAGAAUCGGUUCCGCGUGGUAAAUUGCAUGCGCACCACACUAGAAGACACAGACACUUCAGAAUUGGCGGCCAAGGAAGUAACAAUUGUCGAUAUUGAAAAACAGGAAGCAGACGAACGGGUGUCUAGCGCAGUAACAACGACAGCAACUGGACACUUAAAUUCGCUGCAAGAACAAAGUGAGACAAAAAAUAUGGAGGCGCAAUAUUCGCAAACCCAUGGCGGCAAUAAUACACAACAAUCGACUGAUUCCGACUCCGGCUAUGUGUAUGACUUGUAUUUGCCAGAGAAUGAAUUGCAAGUGGAGUAUGCCGAUAUGAUGGACGAUAACUAUCUAAGGUUGUACUAUCCGUUUAAUUACUACUACAACAACACUUGCUACAACUACUGCUAUUGGUAAUUGACAAUUAAAAUAAUGAGAAAAGUACUAAAUAUAAAAAACAAACAAAAAAACCGAUUGGAUGAAAUGUCCACCAUACGACCAACGAAGGAUAUCGAAGGUAGCCGCAGCGAUGCAACUACAACUAGCAUGCAUAUGAGUAACAAAUUAGAAAUAUGCGGAAGGUGGCAGCAAGUAGCAGCAUUGCCAACUGUACGCCGGAAAAACACCCUCAGAUGCCAAUUUCGCCACAGCACUGCACAAAAAGUGGGAAAUAUAGAAUUUAAAUCCUAUCUCUAUAAAUUAGUUUAAGUAAAAAACAUAUACAUACGUACAAGCUUGCCAAACAUAUGUUUCAAUACGACAAAAUUUCAAUUUGUUUGGAUUUUAUUGGUUCUCCUUUCGAGUUGUUGCAUAAUAGUUUUCAAUAAGCUGCCAAUAAGUAGCAUUUUAUUAAAAUUUGAAAUGCUUUGAAUACUUCGAAAUCUUGAUUUAAAAGAAAUGUUGGAAAAAUCGCAAUUUCUCAAUUUACUAUAAAUAUUAUUGUAUACAAGCUUGUGAUCUCGAAUUCGUGCUUUUUAUUUCAUUCAAUAUUAUUUCUUGUCGUAUGUCCUUUCGUCACCCACAAACAAAUAACUCUCGCAGCAAUUGGUAGUAUCUUUGUUAUAAUUAUAAUUUCGAAUGGCAACGGGCAUUCCCAUCAAAAUUUAAUUAAAUGAAUUUUAUUUUAUUUACUCGUUCUUGUGGGAACGAGGCUUCCUUAGACAGGCAGGUAUAAGCAAAAAUAGGCGCACACUCGCAGCGUGCAGGUCGAAAUAUUAAAAGCAAAUUUUAGACUUAAGUUUUUUAUGCUAAGUAUUGUUUGUAAUAUGCCUUACAUAUAAUUACAUAAUUUUUAAGUUUAUAUAUAUAUAUAUAUAUAUGUAUAUAUAAUAUUUACAUAUUUAUAUUGUAGAGGUCGCGUGCAUUGUUGGGUAACUGAAAAUAAAUACUUGGUUUUCAACAGCCAAAGUCGCAUAGAAAAAUUCAAAGUUAAGAUAAGAAAUUAAAAAUUUAAAAUCCAUAAAUAAAACUCAAAUUUAACACAAGUAAAGAAUAAAAAGUAUGAAUAAAACUAAAAUUUGAAAUAAAAUCGCAAAACAAUA
This is a messenger RNA of Anastrepha ludens (Mexican fruit fly), 2015 nucleotides long. It is a transcript of the gene fs(2)ltoPP43, whose product is annotated as probable RNA polymerase II nuclear localization protein SLC7A6OS. Lineage: Eukaryota; Metazoa; Arthropoda; Insecta; Diptera; Tephritidae. Gene Ontology annotation, biological process: developmental process. The transcript is spliced from 3 exons. The record is from RefSeq and is a predicted model, not a curated record. Bases 130 to 891 code for a protein of 253 amino acids.